AUGACAAACAUCAAAUCUUUGCCCCUCGAGCUGAGAAGCAUAAUCUACGAUCACGCCCUUAGUGACGACCACAACAUCAUCACCGACGGUAUCCCAGCACUACUAAAAGUCUGUCUCGAGAUCACAAGAGAGAUAUACUCCAACCGCAAAAUCGUGUCGACUAUUCACAUCACCCACGAAACCACAUGGUCCAAUGUGACAGACUCACCAAAACACCGAUGUCUUGACAUAAUGACAAGAUUCAACCAAAAGGAAAAUGCAAAGGGGCUGUUGAUUCUAUUCAAACCUUUGACACGUGGCACCACAUCGAGGUCUGAUGCUGGCGGAAUACUAGAUCCUUUGCAGAGGAUAGAAGAUGUUUUUGUGGGGAUGAGAGCAGACCUCUGCUGCGUAUCGCUGAGUCUGGCUUGUCAUAACACGCUGGACUCGCCAUUGGAAGUCGAAAUCGAAUCGGGCGACAUGGCAUAUUAA
Messenger RNA from Aureobasidium vineae, 471 nucleotides. The record is from the annotation of a GenBank genome assembly. NCBI's taxonomy places the organism in Eukaryota, Fungi, Ascomycota, Dothideomycetes, Dothideales, Saccotheciaceae.